Messenger RNA from Rubroshorea leprosula, 2024 nucleotides. NCBI's taxonomy places the organism in Eukaryota, Viridiplantae, Streptophyta, Magnoliopsida, Malvales, Dipterocarpaceae. The record is from the annotation of a GenBank genome assembly.
CAUUCUGUGAGAGAGUGGAGUGAAACACGUAAGGGAGUGUUGAGAGGUUCUUUUAUUUUCUGUUUCUAACAUUCCUUGUAGGUUUUAAUCAUGUUAAGCGGUGAUGACAGAAAACUCCAAGUGGAUGAUUCCUUCAUGCUCAAAGCUAUGCAACAACAAUUUCAGAGGCUAGACAUCAUGUUUGGUGAAAUUAAAGACAAAAUGGAGAAGAAGGAUGUAGCCAUUGCCAAGUUAUACCAAAUACAGAAUGGAAGUCCAAAUUUGCAUAAUCACGAUCUUGAUGACAAUGAUGAAGAUGCAUUCAACGAUGAUGCCCAGAACUCAAAUUUCAGCAUGGACAGAUUUAUGAGAGGUAGAGGGGGUCAAAGAUAUAGAUUUAACAAAGGAAACCAAAAUCUGGCAAGGUGGGGAGAUCGGCAAGAUCAUGACUUAGGCAGCAUCAAGAUGAAGAUUCCUCCAUUUCAAGGCAAAAAUGAUCCAGAUGUGUAUUUGGAGUGGGAAAAGAAGGUGGAAUAUGCCGUUGAUGGAGAAUUGCCUGUCACUAGGCGAGCUUUGAAUGUGCAAGCCAAAGAAGAUGAUGAAGUACAACGUGACAAUAUAUUUCACACGAGGUGCCAUGUCAAAAACAAGGUCGAAGAACUCAUGAAAAAGGGACAUGUGAGAGAAAGCAUGAGUCCAUGUGCAGUUCUAGUGCUACUUGUGCCUGAGAAGGAUGGGACUUGGCGUAUGUGCGUUGAUUGUUGCGCGAUCAACAAAAUCACUGUAAAGUAUCGUCACCCUAUUCCUAGAUUAGAUGACAUCAAGAAUUUAAUUGAACAUAUUGAGCAUGUGCGAAUGGUACUAGAGGUGUUGAGAACAGAAAACUUGUUUGCUAACCUUAAAAAGUGUUCCUUUUGCACAAAUCAGAUUGUUUUUUUAGGGUAUGUUGUUUCAGCUGAUGGAAUCGCAGUAGAUGAAGAAAAGGUUAAGGCUAUUAAAGAAUGGCCGACACCUAAAAAUAUUUCUGAGGUGCGGAGUUUUCAUGGUUUGGCGAGUUUCUACCGGAGAUUCAUCAAGGAUUUCAGCACAAUUGCAGCACCGUUGAUUGAGAUUGUGAAAAAAAGUGUUGGAUUUAAGUGGGAAAGUAUUGGCAUUGGUGUUGUUUUGAUGCAAGAGUGGCGACCUAUUGCAUUUUUCAGUGAAAAAUUGACUGGUGCAGCACUUAACUAUCCUACUUAUGACAAGGAGAUGUAUGCAUUGCACCUGAAGGGACAAGGUAAGUUGAAUAGACGACAUGCUAAAUGGGUGGAAUUCCUUGAGAUGUUUCCCUAUGUGAUCAAGUAUAAGCAAGGAAAGGAAAACAUAGUGGCUGAUGCAUUAUCUUGUAGGCAUGAAGGGUACUUGUUUAGAGAAAAUCGAUUAUGCGUGCCUAACUGUUCCUUAAGAGAAUUGUUAGUAAGGGAAUCUCAUGCGGGAGGCUUAAUGGGACAUUUUGGAGUUAGAAAAACUUUAGAUAUUCUGAAUGAUCACUUCUUUUGGCAACACAUGAAACGUGAUGUUGAAAGGAUCUAUGAAAGGUUAUCGAAGAUGGCACACUUCAUUCCAUGUCAUAAAACUGACGAUGCAACCAAUAUUACGGAUCUAUUCUUCAAGGACGUUGUUCGUUUACAUGGCAUUCCAAGGACUAUCGUUUCUGAUCGUGAUGUCAAGUUCUUGAGUUACUUUUGGAAGACAUUGUGGGGAAAGUUGGGAACUAAGCUACUGUUUUCGACUACUUGUCAUCCACAAACUGAUGGACACACAAAAGUGGUUAAUAGGACAUUGUCAACCUUAUUGCGUUCUAUUAUUCAGAAGAACUUGAAGAACUAGGAAGAGUGUUUGCCGCACGUUGAAUUUGCUUAUAAUCAGAGCGUCCAUUUGGCAACUAACUGUUCGCCAUUUGAAGUUGUGUAUGGUUUUAAUCCAUUCACUCCUUUAGAUUUAUUGCCUUUACCUAUUGACGAACAAGCUAGUUUGGAUGGGAAAAAUAAAGCUGAAGUGGUUAA